AAUUAAAGGUGGUAAAAUGUACCAAUCUUAUUAUUGGAGGGCUUUAGAGUAUAUUAACCAAAACCUCGAGAAUGUAAUAGCAAGAAGAAAGCAGGAGUUGGGGUUUUAGCAGCUAAUCGCAAAGCUCUGAAAAAAAUGGGAGGUCGUCCGGCCAAUAGCGGAAGCAGCAGUGAGGAGGAGGACGCCAAUUGGAGAGCGGCGAUUGAAUCUAUAGCCGCCACCACUACUUUCGGCAGCAAACUUUUUGGUACAAUUAGUAACGGCUCAACAUCUCAUUCCACUUCAAAUGGAAAUGAUACCCAGGAUUCCAAAAAGAUCAAACACUGCCAAUUAAAGGCUCAAAAGCUUUUGGAUGACAUCAUAGAAAAGACCUUAGAAGUUGUGAGUGAGCCUAGCCAUGUCCGAGAUGAUCCAUCGACUAUUGUGGAUGAGGGUGUACGGCUAUUUAAACAUUCUCCAGCUGGGAUUGUAUUUGAUCAUAUAGAUGAAAUACAAGGCCCCAAAAAGCGACCAAGAAUCCUUCCUAGAUAUGACAUUGAUGAGAAAUCAAAGAAGUUUAGACGGAAAAUGAAAUCUAUUGCGGUGGAUGGCCUGGACAUCAUUGCUGCUGGAAGAGAGGCAGGUCAAAAAUCAUUAGCUAGAAUGGAAGCCAAAGAAGCUGCAGCAAAAGCCAAAGCAAAAAAGGAGGAGGAAAGGGUUUCGGAGUUGAAAAGAAUCAGGGGAGAGAGAUGGCUACCUUCUAUUUCAAGGGAGAUGCAGUUAAAUAAAAGUAGUAAGCAACGAGUAUAGACAGUGUGCUGCUGAUUUUUGUUUCACAACUUGGGCUGACAUUGCAAUUGCUUCCUGAAGUAAACCUCCAUGGUUUGACACAGAAAACGCCACCGGUUUUUGGAUGUUUUUUCUUGUGAAGGGAUCUGGAGGUUUCAACAUGGAUUUCUGGAGUUAAUGAAUUUCAAAAAUGUAAUGCUCGUGAUGGCAAAUGUUGCUGCUAGCUUUGGAAAGCAUGAUGUAUAUUGAAAAUCCCAUCAUUUGCAAAAAAAAAAAAAAUUAGGCAUAUGUUUUGUUGCCAGCAUAAUUUGUGCGCAUACUUAAUUUUAGCAAAAACUAUCUGAUUUCUAUUUGAAGUUUUAGAGCUGCAUAACAUUUCUAUUUAGCGUAAUGAACUCUCUGGAAAUUCUUUA
Molecule: messenger RNA, 1181 nt
Organism: Mercurialis annua (annual mercury)
Lineage: Eukaryota; Viridiplantae; Streptophyta; Magnoliopsida; Malpighiales; Euphorbiaceae
Exons: 5
Coding region: 136-789 (217 amino acids)
Source: RefSeq, a predicted model, not a curated record